Molecule: messenger RNA, 2042 nt
Organism: Megalops cyprinoides (Indo-Pacific tarpon)
Lineage: Eukaryota; Metazoa; Chordata; Actinopteri; Elopiformes; Megalopidae
Gene: dhps
Product: deoxyhypusine synthase
Exons: 10
Coding region: 161-1249 (362 amino acids)
Biological process (GO): peptidyl-hypusine biosynthetic process
Cellular component (GO): cytoplasm
Molecular function (GO): deoxyhypusine synthase activity
Source: RefSeq, a predicted model, not a curated record
GCGUGGGGAAAAUGUCUGCGCACUGCAUUGCGGUGUGAGCGACGUGGGGAGUCCUCUUCCAAGAAAGCCGGCCUGUAUCCAGUACCCCACGGGCUCAAUCAAACAAGCUAUUACGUAGACCACCGUGGUCUACGCAUAUUCAGAACGUUUGACAGAAAUCAUGGAUGGACACGCCCCCGCUGUGGCUCGCGAGGCGGUGCUCAAAGAGAGCUCCGCGCUCCCGAAGGACAUGCCGAGGAUCAAGGGCUACGACUUCAACCAGGGGGUGGACCUCCGAGCCCUGCUGCAGUCCUACAGCACCACCGGCUUCCAGGCCAGCAGCUUCUCACAGGCUGUUCAGGAGAUCAAUAAGAUGAUAGAGAAGCGGCUUGAUCCGGUGGAGGAAGAGGAGGGCAGCGAGACCUCUGACCCCCAGCGACCCCGCUCGGGCUGCACCAUCUUCCUGGGGUACACCUCCAACCUCAUCAGCUCUGGAGUGAGAGAGUCCAUCCGUUACCUUGCCCAGCACAAAAUGGUGGAUGUGAUCGUGACGACGGCAGGAGGGAUAGAAGAGGACCUUAUUAAGUGUUUGGCCCCCACCUUCCUGGGAGAUUUCAGCCUGCCAGGCAAAGAGCUGAGAGAGAGGGGGAUCAACAGGAUAGGGAACCUCCUGGUGCCCAAUGAGAACUACUGCAAGUUUGAGGACUGGCUGAUGCCCAUCCUGGAUCAGAUGGUACAGGAACAGAAAACAGAGGGAAUGCACUGGACCCCUUCCAAGAUGAUACAUCGUCUCGGCAAAGAGAUCAACAACCCUGAGUCAGUGUACUACUGGGCCUACAAGAACGACAUCCCUGUGUUCAGCCCUGCACUGACAGACGGUUCCCUGGGAGACAUGAUCUACUUCCACUCCUACAAGAACCCGGGCCUGGUGCUGGACAUAGUGGAAGAUAUCCGCAGGCUCAACAGCAAGGCCGUGUUCGCCAAGCGCACCGGAAUGAUCAUCCUCGGAGGGGGACUGGUCAAGCACCACAUCGCCAACGCCAAUCUCAUGAGGAACGGAGCAGAUUACGCGGUGUUUGUGAACACGGGGCAGGAGUUUGAUGGCUCUGACUCGGGUGCGAGGCCUGACGAAGCAGUGUCCUGGGGAAAGAUCCGCAUGGACGCCAAGCCAGUGAAGGUCUACGCGGAUGCUGCUCUAGUGUUCCCCCUGCUGGUGGCGGAGACGUUUGCACACAACGCAGCCAGGCUGACGGCCGAGAAGACCGCAUGAGCAGCUCUUCCCGCAGGCGUGUCUCCCUCCCUUCCUCAGUCUCCUCGAGGCAUUCGCCCUGUGUGCUUCACCCUCUUCUGUGUUUAUUUAUUGCUCUGUACGUCCGCCAAACCCAGCUCCGCCUACUCCCUCAUUUACGUCUUUAAGACUCCCGAUUUCUCUCUCCUUUCCCGUUCAGCUCCUUCGUUUCUCCGCUCGUCGCUGACGCUCUCUCUAUUUCUAAUGCUUCUUCCCUCCCUUCUAUUGCAAAUCACGCCCUGCUUCCAUUUCCACUUCUCCCUCUCCUUUAGCAUCUCAGUUCUACCCUCACUGCACAUCUCAGCUGCCCUGCUUUAAUACCUUUAUACUGUCUUAAUUAGACCAAAAAAACCCCAUCAAAACAGUGCUUUCCGUUAGUGUGUGGUUGUCUGUGGCUAGUUUUUAUUUAAAUUAUGACUUUAAUGUGGGGUGUGGAUUGAAAGACUGUUUGAAUGUAAGGCUAAAGCUGUGUGUUGUGCCACACAAUGCCAUACUGUACCAAAGAUGGUGACCAGGGUUUAUCCGCUGGUCGGCUUCGUUAGAUUUUAGCUGCGAGAUAGAAUGUCAGAUGUUCCAAAGGAUGGGCUGAUGGUGUAUUUUUGGGAGCAUAUAAUGUUACUCUUAUUUAGUGGAAAUCCUUUAUAAGUUUUAUUCCUUUAUAAAAGUCCAACAUGUAUGACUUUGGGGAGCCUGUGCUUUGCAUACAUACUUUGAAACCCCGAUUACACUAGCAAAUAAAAGGUGAUGAUAUUCUUUUUUUGACCCUCACAUUAUU